GUGAAUUCACGGAGAGUUGGUCUCUGUGAGCAACUGCUGAACUCGCAAAGCAUUGGUCUUUACCAGGGACUCCUAAACUCGCAGAACAUUGGUUUCUGCCAGGGAGUCCUGAAUUUCGUUUGAAGAAUGGCUUCUGGAUUCCCGAGAAAGACACCAACACCUCGUCUUUUGCUCAGGGACAGACUGAAGCCUACAAAUGUGCUUCCCUCUAAGUUCCAGAGGGAGAAGUUUCUCAACACAAAGCAGGAGGCCAGCACUGGGAGUUUUCUGCCCAGAAUUGGCCCAUGGAUAGACCUGAGUGAGACUGGUCCAAAGCUGUCACCACCUUCCCCGAAGCAGAGCUUGUUUGAGGUUUCCCCACCAGAGAUGGUAUUUCAGAACUUCGUCGCUCAUGAGGUCUCUGAAAUGGUGCUGUCUGUCAUGAAUAAGGACAAGAUUGCUCGGAUGGUGAAGGUGUGCAUGGAGAGCUGCCCUUAUUUCGAGCUGGCGUGCCCCAGUGAUGUGUACCACAUCGUGCCACCAGGCGGCUCUGCCCGUGUGCGCAUCCGCUUCACCCCCGGCGAGAACAAGGAUUAUUCCCAUGAGCUCGUCUGCCUCACUGCAAAGGAAAAGAUCAUUGUGCCAAUUCGGGCCAUUGGUGCCCGAGCCAUCCUGGACUUCCCUGACCAGCUGGACUUCUCCGUGUGUCCAGUCAAGUCCAGCAGCCAGAAGACUCUGCUGGUUCACAAUGCCGGUAACCGGGAAGCUCAUUUCCAGCUGAGCACCCAGAGUCCUUUCUCCGUGGUGCCAGCCACAGGAACUCUGGGCGCUGGUGACACCAUGCAGGUGACAGUGGGAUUUCACGCGCUGACCAACGGUGACCAUUUCGGGUCCCUGUGCUGCAACACAGGUGAAGAAAUUUUCCACACAAAGCUCCACGGAGAGGCUGUAGAUCUCAAUGUUGUGUUGAGCACGAGUUCUGUGGAGGUUGACAAGACUUUCAUCACCAUGUCAAGCCACAGGACCCUGUUAAUUGAAAACAGGAGUAACAUCACAGCCCACUUCCAGUGGAAGGCUUUUCCUACAGAGGAAGAAGACAAUGAAGAGAAGAGGAGGCAGUGUCGUUUGCUGCGGCUGCCAAAAGAGGUGUGGCAGGAAAACUUAAUGGAGGAGAAAGAAAUAGAGAAGGUGAAGGGCUCUUGUGAAGAUCGCACUGCCCGCCUGAGCAGCAUGGUCCAGGAGAAGAUGGCAAAGGUGCAAGAAGACCCCAUGCUGUUCUCCAAUGACUUUUUUUUCAUUGAGCCAAUGGAGGGAGAAAUCGGGCCGCAUUGUUCGGCUGAAAUCAAGGUGACCUUCAAACCCCUGGAGGCACUGGAGUAUCGAAGUGUGGCUUACUGCAGCAUCUCAGGCCGUGAGACCAGGCUGCCCCUGCACCUCAGAGGGGAAGGCCAAGGACCCUUGGUUGAACUCAGCUCUCAAACACUGAACCUUGGGAACAUUUUUGUCAACACCUCCCACGUCUGCGAGGUGAAACUGAUUAACCAAGGAGCUAUUGAUGCUCCCUUCACCUAUAUCCCUUCAACCACAGACAUGGGCUUCUGCUUCAAGUUUGCACCCGAGGAGGGCAUCAUUGCACCAGGUGGGACCCAGACUGUUCAGAUCUCCUUCAGUGCCCCCGUGUCUGGGUGGUUUGAGGAAGAAUUCCAGUUCAGUGUGGCUGGAUCUCCUACACCUGUGAUCCUCACCAUCAAGGGCUGUGUCACUGGACCCAGUUUACACUUCGACCUCCCUGAGCUCGACUUCGGGGACAUCUCCUUUGGCUUUCCCUACACGCAGAGCUGUCGCCUCACUAACACCUCCGUGGUGCCCGUGACGUUCAAGCUCCGCAUGUCGGACGAUGGCACGCAGCCGGCUGUUAGCAGCUUUGAUCAAAUACGCAACGACAGAGACCCAGCCUGGAGGAAGGGAAUUCAUUUUUAUGUGGAGCCCAGGGAGUUUACAGUGAAUCCCAGCCAAGGGACCAUCCUCCCCCAGGGACACCAGGAUAUCGAGGUGACCCUGUGUUCCAACACUGUGACGAAAUUCUACCGGAAAAUGCUGGUGGACCUGGAGGGUAUUGGCGAGGGAGUGGCAUCACUGAUCAUCUCAGCCAGAUGUCUCGUUCCUGAGCUGCAAGUGUACCUCAAAGUCCUGGCCUACGAUGAGUGCUACCUGAAGGUGCCGUAUGAGAAGAAACUCAUCAUUGGGAAUCCCAGCCACCUUCCUGGCUGCUACGGGCUUAUUCCCCAGGAAUGCAAGGAGGACUCUCCUGUGUUCUACUCCAGCCCCAAACCCUGUGGGAUUGUCCAGCCUCACAGCUCUGCAGAGAUUCCAGUCAUAAUCGAAGUGCAGACAUUGGGCAUGCAUCGCACCAACGUUCUCAUCGGCGUGUUCGGGAAUGAGAGAAACCCCCUGAAAGCAGAAUUACAGAGCUCUGGACGGCUGGCAGAAAUCUACCCAAGUCCAAGGCUAAUAGAGUUUGGCAGGAUCCCAGCUCUACAGCCUACUUCACAAAGCUUUACCCUCUUCAACGAAGGGCUCGUCCCUACAGACUUCAGGAUGGAGAUCGCUUCCAAACCCCACUGCUAUGUUAUUGAACCCAGAGAAGGAGUGAUCCCCGCUAGGGGUGAGGUUCCUGUGACUGUCACAGCAACCCUGGAUGACACGGGGAAUUUUGCUGACACUGUCCAGCUGUUCAUUGGGAACAGCCUUUGGACCACCUUCAGGCUUCAGGCUUUGGGCAUUGGCACCACAAUUGUCACAGACAAACCAUUCGCCCCAGAGCUCAACUUGGGAUACCAAUUCAGCCUCGUUCCCUGUAUUCGUCGGUUCAAAGUAACAAACCGGGGCCAGCGUCACCAUCAGCUCUUCUGGAGUGCGGAAUGCUACAGCCCACCUGAGGAGGAGGGCCAGAGUGUGUCAGCCCUCAGUAGCCCCAAGGAUGAUUCCCAGAGCCCCAAACGUGCCAGCCCCGUGUUUGGGCUGGAGCCACUGUUGAUGGGCCUGCAGCCAGGCCAGUCUGUGGACAUGGUGCUGCGAGGCUUCUCCCACAUCCCACAGGAGGUGCAGGAUUAUGUGUUGUGUGAAGCUGUCAUUGGGACAAGCAGAAUGAAACAGAAGAUAAUAAAAACAACCAUUACCUGCGAGUUUAUUCACCCCUCUAUAGAAGUGUCAGCCAGACAAUUCUCUUUCCGGGUGGACAAGAAACCCAGUGAUGUCCUGAGGCUGCAGUACCAGCCUUUGGCUUUAAAAAACACCUGCCUGCUGCCACUGGACCUCAUGCUGGACUUGGAGCAGCCGUUCCUGAUCUGCAAUGAGGACCAGCAGCCCCUCCCACAUGGCCAGCCCGUGAGAGUGGAUGUAGGGGCGACCUGUCAUCUCUACAUCGCAUUCGACCCAGCUUAUGAACUGGAUUUUAAGAGCUGGAAAAAAGAGAAGGUUCUGAACAUAGACAUGGUCAGGGGCCAUCCUUUUGUGGAGCGUAUCAUCCUUCGGGGAGAAGUGCACUUCCCAAAUCUCAAAAUCCACCCCAGCACCCUGGGGUUUGGCUGCACCUUGCCCGGCAUUAAAGAAGUGCGUUCUCUGAAGAUGACCAACUGCAGCCCACUUCCCGUCCAGUACCACUGGGCAUUCCAUUCCAACAGCCAGGUUUACAGGCUGAGAGAUGAGCUUCACCCACCUAAAUUCAAACCCCAACCACCAAAGGAGAAGAAAACCUGUUUGGAUCGCCCGGCAGCUCUAUGGAGACACUACAAGAUGAGAAAUGAGGACGCAGCCCAAGGCCUGAAAGAAGUGCUGGAUUUUACUCAAUCUUUAGGACCAGAGGUGCCACCACAAAUUCCUGAAAACCCUCACCUCCCACUAGGCUUGGUGGAAUUCAGGGGCUCCAUGGACACUCCAUACAGUCCCCUCGAAGCAGAGAAGGCUUUCAGUAUCCUGCCACUGUCAGGUGUGCUGCAGCCAGGAGAGAGCCAGCAGGUCUCCUUCACCCUCUCUGGCCACCUCAACACCAUCUCCAGUGUCACGGCGCUGUGCCACGUGGAGGGAGGCCCCACCUACGAGGUGCUGCUGACCGGGGAGGUCUCACGUGUCAGCUACUCCCUGAGGCCCCGGGAGAUCAACUGUGGCUUACAGAUGUUUAAUGAAAUUCAUCACAGCAAGAUCACCCUGGGGAACACUGGCAAGAUUGAAUUCAAGUGGGUGCUAAAGCCUAGCCCUGCAGACCAGCAUCUGCCUGGUGUGUUUCUGGUCAAGCCCACCACUGGCUCCAUUGCACCUGGCAAGAAGCAAGUGCUGAAAUUCUCUUACAUGCCGGGAUUCCCAGGAGCCUUCAGCAGAACUUACCAGCUUAAAGUGGGUGACCUGGACCCGGAAAAUAUCUGCCUGAAAGGAGAAGCAUCCUUUCCCAUGAUCAGUGUGAACCUGCCCUGGAACAUCAAAGGAAAUGAAAAAUAUGAGAAGACACUAAAACAGCUCAUAAGACCCCUGAAACAAUACAAUCAGAGGAAUAAACCAGUUGUUUGUAAGAAGACUCAGAGCCUGAAGACCAAGACCUUGAAGUCUCAGACCCCGACAGCUCAGACUGCUAAAAGUCAGACCUUGAAGACUCGGAAUCCCAAGACUCAGGAACUGAAGCCCUGCGUGCUUGACUCUGGCAUUGUAUCAAACACUCAGCUGCAGGUAAAGAUGAUGAGGAUGCUGAUAGAGAAGGCUGCUCUGGAGCUGCAGCAAAAGCUCACAUCCUGUCCCCUGAAGAGCAGCUUCCCUGACAAGGAGCUGUGCCAGGGUCUUGUCAAAGCUGGGAAUAGCCUGGACUCCAGAAAGGGUCUGGUCCCAGUGGCUGUGACUCGCUGCAUGUGA
Motacilla alba alba is the source of this 4878-nucleotide messenger RNA. RefSeq names its product hydrocephalus-inducing protein-like. Lineage: Eukaryota; Metazoa; Chordata; Aves; Passeriformes; Motacillidae. The record is from RefSeq and is a predicted model, not a curated record. The transcript is spliced from 31 exons. Gene Ontology annotation, biological process: axonemal central apparatus assembly; cilium movement. Gene Ontology annotation, cellular component: axoneme. Bases 127 to 4878 code for a protein of 1583 amino acids.